Zootermopsis nevadensis is the source of this 3231-nucleotide messenger RNA. Its product is annotated as protein arginine N-methyltransferase 9. Gene Ontology annotation, cellular component: nucleus. NCBI's taxonomy places the organism in Eukaryota, Metazoa, Arthropoda, Insecta, Blattodea, Termopsidae. Gene Ontology annotation, molecular function: protein binding; protein-arginine N-methyltransferase activity; histone methyltransferase activity. Gene Ontology annotation, biological process: chromatin remodeling; peptidyl-arginine methylation, to asymmetrical-dimethyl arginine. The record is from RefSeq and is a predicted model, not a curated record.
UAAAUUUAAAAUAAGUCUACUUGGUUUACCUCCAUUUCAUUAUGUCAUAUGGAAUAAUAAUUUGGGGAAAUUCAACAUACAAAAGUAUUUUUUGUCCAAAAGAAAUUCAUUAGAACAAUGGCAGGCAUUGAGAGGAGAGGCCCUUGUAGUUAAGAAGAUAAUGAAACCUGAGGCAUGCCUGGAAGUAGCUAAAAGUUCUCGGAAACAGGCAGAGGCGUACUUGCAAAAGGGUAAUGCAGGUCGUGCAUUUGCACAUUUCCUGGUGGCCCUCAAACUGUGCCCAUGUUGGAAAGUAGAAUUGACCCAUCAUUUUACAUCAGCACUGUGUUCGUGGGGAGAAAAAUUAGAGGGGCAGCAGCGGUAUAAAGAUCUCUUCAGUUGCUAUGAGCAAGCUUUGGAAGUCUUACCAGACAGUGAGGAACUGCUGAACAAUCUUGGAGCUCAUCUCUACAGGUGGGGACAUGUGACAGAAGCAUGUAGUUAUUUUCAACAAGCUAUAAAAUGCAAUCCUGGGUUCCUCCCCGCAAGACGUAACUUGCAGGGGUCGUACAAUCUGUUGGUGGAACGAUGGCACUUUCGUAUGCUAAAUGAUAGCGUUCGGAAUGACGCGUACCGGGCGGCGAUCACCAGAAGGGUUCUCCAGCAGGGGCCUGGUUCAUCUGUGUUGGACAUUGGGACAGGCACAGGCGUGCUUAGUUUAUUUGCUGCUGAAGCUGGAGCUGGACAAGUGUUUGCUUGUGAUUGUUCCUCCACAAUGAUUCAGAUUGCUUCUGAUGUGAUGCGUGCCAAUGGAGCUUCUGGAAAAGUGAACCUGAUCAACAAACUUUCCACGGAUAUAAUCAUUCCAACAGACAUGCCUGCAAGAGUAUCACUUGUGGUGACAGAAACGGUGGAUUCAGGUUUAUUAGGUGAAGGUAUAUUGCAGUCUCUUAUCCAUGCUUGGGACCUUCUGCUGUUACCUGCAGGAUGUGGAGACCAAGAAGCAAAUGCAGGGAGGGUGGUACCCGAAGCAGCCGGUGUGUGGAUAGUGCCUAUAGAAUGCCUCCACAUUGCAAGGAAAAAUUGGCUCCUGAAGCCAGAAACAACACAGGAGGAUUUCUUUAACCACUUACAGGUACAGACGGACACAUUUUCAAGAGAUCCUGAAGUCCAGAAAGUACACAGUAACAGAACAGAGCUUGAUCUAAGCAAGCUGGAGCUAACAGCUAGGCGUGAUGAGCCAUAUGACACUGAAGACUUAAAUACAGUUCCUGAUGGCUACAGUUUUCUUGCAUCACCAUGCCAUGCUGUGCACUUCAAGUUCAGUGACUGCCAGGAGAUGGUCGAGUGGUUGCGUGGACAGAAGCACGUAGAACACUGCAUCACGUGCACCCAGCCCGGCCGCGUUGAUGCAGUAGCGAUGUGGUUUGAUCUACAUCUUGAUGAUGUUACCACCAUCUCUUCUGCUCCUGAUGAUGGCAGUGAUAGAGAUGGAGUUCAUAGAGCAAAUUGCUGGGACCAAGCCAUAUUCCCUGUUCGGUCUCCUAUCCAUGUUACUUCGGGUCAGAAAUUGAACAUAAGUAUUACAUGCCGUGGUGGAAAAGUUUCUGUUGAUGUCCACGAUCAACAUAAAAAUGAAGUCGCACAAGCAAUGAGCAAGUUACAGGAUGCAUUUUCUUGCGGUAAAAUAUUUGUAGUGCAAGACGAUUCUCAUCCUUCAAGAGAAUUUCAUAAUGAUGAUCAGAAGAGUUCAGAAAAUGACAGUAACACUGCGGAUUCUGAUCCCGAGUACUCCGGAAACUUGUCCUUAAAUAUUGCAGCAAACUGGAAAAAGGGAACUUCACAUAUUGACUGCACUGCUCAUGAAGAAGAAAAAGUUAUAGUAUUAAAAGAUAUGCACAGAAAGUAUGAAAUGAUAUUGAAAGAGGCUGAGUUUAAUGCAUCGGACAAUUCCAAUGUUUUGAGAAGUGUCGAGCACUCAAAGAAAAUUCUGCACAAAAUACCAGAUCCUGAUGUUUGUUGUGGUAUAACGAGGAGAUUGGGCUGCAGUGGUGUAGCAUCUGAAGAAGUUGUACGGUUUCUCAACAAUAAACAGUGGCAGGAAUCAUUGCAGAAGACUGCUGUACUCCUGUGCCAACAGCGCAGUAAUAUACGUAUCUCAGCAGUAUUAGAUCUCUCUCCAUUUCCUGUACUUGGUUUGCAUGUCCUUACGAGCUGUGCAGCAAGUCUGAUGUGUGUCGUGAGUUCGUUGGAAGAUGAGCUAGCUAUAAAGAAGGUUGCAGAGUUGAGUGGUAUCAGUAUGACGCAGUUACAGUGUGUAACGGAGAAACAGCUCCUGGACGUACUGGACAGUGGCAAAGUUUUCUUCGAUGUAAUUGUGGCACACUUGGUCGACCCCUCUGGGGAACUGAAGGAGACAGCUUUCAACAUGAUACCAGCACUCAGCUCAUCUCUGGCAGAAGGUGGUAUUAUCUUACCACAGCAUAUCUCUGUGAUUGGUCAACUGUUGGAGUCGGAUUGGCUGGUUCAGGUGUCGCGCGUUCAAAACUUGCGCACUUGUGGUUAUGACAUAGCUCGUUUUAUCAACGAAUACCAGGUAACACAACAUCUAGACCUCAACUUGUCCACCCUCACCACAACUAUUCUGAGCAAGCCUAUUGAAUUGCUGCAUCUCAGCCUGGAAAGAUGCUGUUACCAGACCACGCAAAUAACGAGUACAGCGGCGACACAUUCAGGAAUGAUGAAUGCCGUGGCGUAUUGGUACAGCAUCUGUUUUCACGAGGACACUCCUGCCGUUUGUACAACUAAUCCAGAUUCUCAUGUGAACCAGGCAGCCAUUUUGCUUCAGCCGUCUGUGUCUGUAUGUGAUGGGCAAAUUGUCAAGUUCUUACUCAGGUUUCAUUACGGACUCAUUCAGGUGGAACCCCUGCAUGGAGAUGAAGACAGUAGUUAAGACUAUAUGACUGCCCAUAUUUACAGAUAAAUAUAUUUACAAGUCUUUGAGCUUGUCUUCAAUCUGUUAUCCUCCGUUGUCAAAACUCAUUCUGUAACACAGCAAAGGCCACAGAUCAGUUUCAUAACAGGACCACGUUUAACAAAACAUGUUUGAUGGCAAGAUGAUGACUUACGUACUUCUCGCUUUCUCCGAAAUAUAUUUUAAUGCAGACGAUGAAAAGACAUUUGGUACUAGGAAUUAUAGUAAAAGAACCAACAUUGUGUAAUUACUGAAAAAUAUAAAUUAUAUUUCAUGUA